AUGUCGGAUCCGAUUUCCGGAUUUUUAACAUUUUUCUCAUUUACUAUUUUGUAUAAUUUAAAAUUCUUUUUAAGGUAUCAACUCCAACUUUUUCAAAUAAAAGAAGUAAAUUCAGAAACUAUUAGACAAGCAAAUAUUUGUUCAACUCGAAUGGGUAGAGUACAGCAAACUUUAAGUGAAUAUUCCGAACAAAUGGAUAAAUUAGAGAAAUUAUUUAAAAAUAAUUAUUUAAAUGAUUGGAAUUAUAAAUUAAUUAAAAUUGGAAAAGAAGUAAAUGAAAUUGAAAAACAAAUAUUACAAACAGAAUUAAUUAUUUUAAAAUUAGAAGAAAAAAUUAAAAUUAAAGAAGAAAAAAGAGAGGAAGGAGAAGAAAAUGUUGAAGAAGAUUUAUUAAAAUUAAAUAUUUAA
Molecule: messenger RNA, 408 nt
Organism: Meloidogyne enterolobii
Lineage: Eukaryota; Metazoa; Nematoda; Chromadorea; Rhabditida; Meloidogynidae
Source: the annotation of a GenBank genome assembly